UUAGGCACUACAACAAGAAAACACAAGCAUAAACACACAUAAUAAAAAGGAGAAGAGAGGAGAGGAGAGAAGAGAAGACGACCUCCACUGCCACUGCCCAAAAGCGGAAGCAGAAGCCAGGCAUUAUAACCACCCAAAAUCGAAUCCAUCAACCAAAAAAGAAGACGAGAGAAGGAAGAAGAAGAAGAAGAGAGGAGAAAGUGAGUGCACACUCUACUCUUCUUUAGGAGAGCACAGUUCCAAGAAAAGCUUCGAGCUUUUUCGAUCUUUCGGCCAUGGGGGCGCGGUGGCUGCAGCUGCCGUGCACUUCCCUUCUCCUCGUGCUCAUCGCCGCCGCGUCCGUCGCCGGCGACGAGAAGUGCACGGCGUGCGGCACCCCGUCCCCCUGCGGCACGACGUGCACGUACGCCAGCCCACCUCCGCCGGACCUACCAACUCCGGUGUACUACCCGCCGCCGCCGCCGGUGUACUACCCUCCGCCGUCUCCCCCGCCGGUGGUCUACCCACCGCCGUCAACCAACUGCCCGCCGCCGCCGUACGGCGGCGGCGGCGGCUACGAGCCGACGCCCGGUUACAACCCAACACCGUCGUACAACCCGACGCCGUCGGGGUGGUUCACGCCGCCGAACCUGCCGUCGUACCUCACGCCACCGGGGACGCUCUACCCGCAGGACCCGGGGUUCCGGCCGAACGCCGCGGCGGGCAGCACCGUCUCAUGGCGCGCGGUGGUGCUCACGGCGGCGGCGGUGGCCGGAGCCCUGGCCUUGUGAUCGGCGACGGAUGGUAAUUAAUUGCUCGGCGUUUUAUUUCCCUUCUUAUGUGUUAAUAAUAAGAUUAGAGGAGAUAAUCCGGUAAGAUAAUUUUUUUUUGUUAUUGCUGUUGAUGUUCAUGUUGUUGUUGUUGUCAUCGUUGUCAGUAAAAUUAAUUGUUCUUGUCAUGUAUGUAUGUUGAUCGAUCCCUUUUGGUAUAGGAAAGAUGUACAUCAGACUCUGUAAUCCAUAUAUUUAUGGGAUAUAUGUGUCUAAUCAAAUUUCAAUUACAUAUGCUAA
Messenger RNA from Oryza brachyantha (malo sina), 1049 nucleotides. Its product is annotated as leucine-rich repeat extensin-like protein 3. Lineage: Eukaryota; Viridiplantae; Streptophyta; Magnoliopsida; Poales; Poaceae. The transcript has a single exon. The record is from RefSeq and is a predicted model, not a curated record. The coding region runs from base 276 to 770 and encodes 164 amino acids.